AUGGCUUCUAAUUUAGCACUGUGUCGAAGUAUUGGGCUGGCUAGACGAAUUAUGGGGUCGUGUGUCAGAAAAUUAAGUUCCAUCAUCGCGCCGGGCGCUCGUUCUGGGAUAUGGCGUGUCGAAGCGAAGUGCGGUGGAGCAUCAGCUCGGGUUGAUAUCAACGUAGGCUCGGGCCCAGGAGGCGCUAGUGCAGCCGCGCCGGCGGCUGAACAACACUACGUAGAAUUACGUUUCGCUGACAGCAUGCGGCGACGGUACAAGCCUGGCUUGCCUUUUGUUGGAAGGGUGGAAGCAAUGAGCACGGAGAAGCGAGUGCGUGUUCGAGUCAAGUUGUACGACGACAAAACUGACAUCUACAGUCAAGAUAUCGACAUGUCGACUGGAGAGGGAGGAUUCAUAGUCCCAACGGUGAUGGCUGAUGCACCCUAUGUCAAUCUACAGGCUGAAUUAGUUGCAGUUGAAGGGAAAGAAAUAGAAACGCACUACGUCCUCGCCAGGGAGAGGAUUCGACGCUGGAAUUCAACUUCUAAAUGCUAUUUACUCGUUGAAAAUUUACCAACACCACUGCAGGCAGGUGGCGUGGCGAGCGCAAGUGUGUGGUCAUCGUGCGGUUGCCGGCAACGCCUCCUAGCGGCGGUCACCAGCGGCGGCCGCGCGGUGCACUGGGCAGCUGUACCCGCGCCUGAUCCCACCAGCAAUGAUGAUUUAUGCCGAUUUAAUUAUACGUUCCCGGUGACGGCUGAUAUGGCGCCAGUGAGCUCUCUCCUCGUCUACUACGUGACCGAGGCUGGCGAGCCCGUGAGUGACGUAGUCAGCUUCCACGUCCGACUGCUACAUAAAGAGGUGGCGGUGGCUGUAGAGGAAAGGAGAUGGUGGUACCCGCGGGCCGCGCUGCAGUUACGAGUGCUCGCUCCCCCAGACUCCUUGAUGUGCUUAAUUGGGGCCCGAUCACCGCCUGACACACGCUUCGAUCCUCACCAAACAACAUCAGAACAUGAAGAACAGCCGGGUCCGGAGUUCGUGUCCGCGGGCGUGUCUCUCUUCGUGGGUAGCGGGGGCUGUGGUGGUGGCGGGGUGUUAUACCGGCAGCGCGCUCCGCCCCGCGCGCCCGCGCAUCUGGUGCCGCCCGCCACACACGACCGCCUUUGGAUGUGGAGAUGUUUCAACUACACGAGUCAACUAUCAACAGAUGGGGUGACAAUUGCAGCGCCAUCUGAAGCCGGUCGUUGGUCACUAUGGGCUCUAUCGUUAUCUAAUCGAGGGCUGCGUUUCUCAGCACCUCGUACGAUAAAUGUGUUCCGUCCUAUACAACUGGACUUUGCCUUACCACCUGUAUUAAAAGUUGGGGAAACUGUCGAAGUUGAUGUGAAGAUUACAAAUAACAUAAAUAAUUGUAUGGAUGUGACCGCUCUACUGGCAUUGAGCGCUGGCGCGGCUUUCGCGAGUACGGGAGCUCUAUAUGUGACUGAGCGACUGCGUCUCGGUCCACGCGGCGGUACUCAGCUGGUGGUUAGAGUCGCUGUUAAUACGCCGGGAAGGAAGAAUAUUACAGUUGAAGUAACUGGAUACAGUGCGGACAAUUGUUCCGUUUCUUACACAUCAUUUAACAACGAGACGUUGGUCGGCUCAGUGAUAAGAUCGGCGAGUGUGCUUGUGCUGCCUGAAGGAUUGCACAGAAGUGACACUCAGAGUGCAUACUUUUGUGCUAAUGGUAAGUUUUAA
Messenger RNA from Papilio xuthus (Asian swallowtail), 1722 nucleotides. Its product is annotated as C3 and PZP-like alpha-2-macroglobulin domain-containing protein 8. Bases 1 to 1722 code for a protein of 573 amino acids. The transcript is spliced from 11 exons. NCBI's taxonomy places the organism in Eukaryota, Metazoa, Arthropoda, Insecta, Lepidoptera, Papilionidae. Gene Ontology annotation, molecular function: endopeptidase inhibitor activity. The record is from RefSeq and is a predicted model, not a curated record.